AUGGGGUGUACGGGUUCCAAGUUAGACCCUCAUGCAAAGGAGGCUUCCGCACAGAACGCAAAGAUUGAGCGCCAACUGCGACAUGAUCGAAAGGCUGAUGCUCGGACAGUCAAGAUCUUGCUGUUAGGUGCGGGCGAGUCAGGCAAAUCUACCAUAAUAAAACAAAUGCGAAUCAUCCAUUCCAGUGGCUUUCAGGACGAUGAAAGAGUCCAAGUCAAAGCAGUCAUCUACUCCAAUGUCGUUGUCGCCUUCCGUGUACUCUACGAGAUCAUGCAGGAUGAAAAGAUCGAUUUCGAAAACGAAGCCAAUGAAGCUCGUGCCGAAUUGCUUGAAUCCGUCAAUGCCGAUGUGGAUGCUCAUGAGGCGUUCCGGGACAAGAGAGUCAAAGAGGCCAUGCUCACACUGUGGAAAGACGCAGGCGUUCAGAAAGCCGUCGCGAAAGGGCACGAGUUUGCGCUCCACGACAAUCUGAGCUUCUAUUUCCAGAACAUCGAGCGCAUGUUUGAACCAGGCUGGAUCCCCGAUGACCAGGAUAUGCUUCAUGCGAGACUGCGCACCACUGGCAUCACCGAGACUGUCUUCGAGCUUCGCGAUCUGACUUUCCGCAUGAUGGAUGUUGGAGGUCAGAGAUCUGAACGCAAGAAAUGGAUUCACUGCUUCGAGGGUGUUCAGUGUCUCCUGUUCAUGGCUGCACUCUCCGGUUACGACCAAUGUCUGGUGGAAGAUGUGAACGCCAAUCAGAUGCACGAGGCUCUCAUGCUCUUUGAGUCAUUGGUCAAUGGAGAAUGGUUCAAGGAGAAGCCUAUCAUCUUGUUCCUCAACAAAAUCGAUCUCUUCCACGAGAAACUCAAAAUCUCUCCGCUGUCGGCACACUUCACGGACUACAAAGGAGAUGAUGAUGAUGAAGAAGCUGCCAAAGAGUACUUUGCCAACCGCUUCCGAGCCCUGAACCGCAACAAUAACCGAGAGAUCUACAUCCACUUCACCAACGCCACCGACACCAAUCUUUUGAAGGCUACCAUGGAAGAUGUACAAGAUAUUUUGAUCCAAAAGAAUCUUCAACGACUGGUGCUGUAA
Molecule: messenger RNA, 1077 nt
Organism: Capronia coronata CBS 617.96
Lineage: Eukaryota; Fungi; Ascomycota; Eurotiomycetes; Chaetothyriales; Herpotrichiellaceae
Exons: 2
Coding region: 1-1077 (358 amino acids)
Biological process (GO): G protein-coupled receptor signaling pathway
Cellular component (GO): heterotrimeric G-protein complex
Molecular function (GO): GTPase activity; G protein-coupled receptor binding; G-protein beta/gamma-subunit complex binding
Source: RefSeq, a predicted model, not a curated record